CUGUCUCAGAGCGGUGUCGGUGUCCUGCAGCCCCUCUCUCUGAAUGGGUCUGCCCGGUGCAUGACAUGUGCAGCAGUUGUACAUAUCAGCUGGAAGCCUGCGAGCUGCUGUCUCACUCGAGUCCACCGUGCGGGAGAAAUGGCAGGCUGGGGAGGUUUCUUCGUGUCUCUCCUCAACUACAAGACAGAAAAAUAUGUCAUCGCCGAGAACAGGAAAAUCGGGAUAUUAUUCAGACUCUAUCAGCUGGCCGUGCUGGGAUACAUAAUUGGGUGGGUGUUUGUGGUGAAGAAAGGUUACCAGGAGAGAGAGGAGGCCAUCCAGACCUCCGUCAUCACCAAGCUUAAAGGUGUUACACUGACCAACAGCUCAGAGACGGGGCUUCACCUGUGGAGUGCUGAGGAUUAUGUCAUACCCCCGAACGGUGAACAGGUGUUCUUCAUAGUAACAAAUUACAUAGAGACCCCCAACCAGAGGCUGAGGUUCUGUGCUGAGAGUAACAAGGUGCCAGAUGGACAAUGUCAAAGUGAUGAUGAUUGUCCGGAGGGGGAAUCUGUAAUAGCUGGCCAUGGAAUAAAGACCGGCGUGUGUUUAAACAGCACAGGGACCUGUGAGAUUCACGCCUGGUGUCCUGUCGAACACAGCAAGAGACCCACAGAGCCCUUACUGAGCGAAGCGGAAAACUUCACCAUCUACAUCAAGAAUUUCAUCAGGUUUCCAAAGUUUGAAUUCUCCAAGUCCAAUGUCCUUGAAACCUCUGACGAGAGCUACCUGAAAAAGUGCACCUACGACAAAGAGGAAAACCUGUACUGCCCCAUCUUCCGCCUCGGAGAUGUGGUCAGCUGGACCAGAAAUGACUUCCAGGAGAUGGCUGCAAAGGGGGGGUCUGUUGGUAUUCUCAUUGAGUGGAACUGUGACCUGGAUAAGGACUCAUCACAGUGUAAUCCCGAGUACAGCUUCACCCGUUUGGACAUGAACUUGAACAACUCGGUCACUUCCGGAUACAACUUUAGAUACGCAAGGUAUUUCAAGGAUGAAAAAGGGGAAACCUUUCGCACUUUGUACAAAGUGUAUGGGAUUCGCUUUGAUAUAAUGAUCAAUGGCCAGGCUGGGAAAUUCAAUAUUGUUCCAACAAUAAUUGCCAUCGGUUCGGGUGUUGCCCUGCUGGGUGUAGGAGCCUUUGCAUGUGACAUGAUACUGCUGUACAUGAUGAACACGAGCUCCUUCUACCGAGAGAGGAAGUUUGAAAUCAUCAACUUCAAGAAAGAACGGACCAAAUCCAAGGAUGGUAAGACAGGACACAGAGAGAGGCGAACCAGGAAACCAGCUGCAGAGAGAGACGCUGCCAACUCCACUAAAAAGCCAGAGGAAACUGAAACUACUGUGGAAUCUUUUCCCACCGCAGAGGGCCAGCUGGCUGUGAACAAACGGGGUCCCACUAUUCCACGCAACACAGGACAGCGAUACUCAGCCCUCAUCUCUCCUCAACCUGCAGAGCCGAGGCAUCACAUCACCUUCUCUUCACACAAUUAGCAGGUGGAGUGAGACGAAUCACCCGCAGCAGUCUGCGAGAGGGGGAACCAAAAGUCGGACUGACGUCUCAUCUACUGGCAUGACUGCUGGCAUGACACUAGCUACAGUGAUACCUGAUAUGUUGGUCCAGAGAAAUGUUAAUGUUCAGCACUGUGCACAUGGGCCGGGACACUGAUGUAGAAAUACUCAGAGAGGUGGUUUCAGUGGCUGGGUCAGGGUCCAAAGCUGGGAUGUGGGAGAUACAUAAUGAUCUACAAAAGUACUGUGGUAACGCUGAUUAGCAGUGACAUGAUAUGAUUCUUAGACUUGAAAGGGACAGUUCACCCCAGAAUCAAAAAUAUGUAUAUUUCCUCUUACCUGUAGUGCUAUUUAUAUCAGUCUAGAUUGCUUUGGUGUGAGUUGCAGAGUGUUGGAGAUACUGGCUGUAGAGAUGUCUGCCUUCUCCAAACUAGAUCAGGGGUCUUCACUAUUUACAGGCUAAGGACCCCUGUAACUGAAAGAGAGACAAAGCGGGGACCCCCUCAAACAUAAAUUGUAUAAAACUGAGUUGAUAAUUCUCGGGAUAUUUGGGGUCUUGUCUUGUUUGCACUUGCCUGUAGCUGCUAAAUAAGCAACAGUUGUAGCAUGGCAAGGUGCGUUAGCCUCCUCUCUGCACUUUCGCCGGUGGUUUCCGAGGUGGAUGGUAUGUCAGAGUCUCUUGCUUGAAAAGUUACAGAACAAUCCACUGUUGCUCACAAGAAUGUAUGUACACGUGGAAUAACAAUACAGCUAAUUGGCCAGUAUGAUUCAGUAGUAUGUAACUGUCAGCUAAGUAGUUUACCAUGCACAGGGAUUUAGCGUUAGCAAGCGCACAUGAUUGUACAGGGACUCAUGGGUAACAGUCAUCCUAUCAUAAACGUUUUGUGCUUUAAAUUAAAUGUCGAAGUGUGUUUGGGGUAGCUGUGGCUCAGAGUAGAGCGGGUCGUCCUCCAGUCGGAAGAUUGGCUACUCAAUACCCGGCUCCUCCAGCCUGCAUGUUGUAGCAUCCUUGAGCAAGAUUCUGAGCCCCAAAUUGCUCUCGAUGGCUGUGUGUGAGUGUGUUAAAAACUGAGUAGCAGGUGGCACCUUGUAUGGUAGCCUUAGCCACCAGUGUGCAAAUGGGUGAAUGUGACUCGUAGUGUAAAAAGCACUUUGAGUGGUUGAAUAUCUAGAAAGGCGCUAUACAAGUGCAGGUACAUUUACCAUUUAUUUUCAGUCAUAUUUAUAUUGUUGCUGGAAAAAAAAUGAAACUUAAAUUAUCAAACAGUAAUUUGGUGACCGUUACCCUAACAGUAACUCUGAGGACCCUUUAGGGGUCAUGGACUCCCUGUUAAAGACCCAGGCACUAGAUGACAUAAUAAAUAAAUAAUGAAUGAAUAAAUAAAUAAAUAGAAAUACAUUUGAAAAAACUCAAUAGCAACGUCUCUUUCCAGAAAUUAUGAUCUGGUUUCUCAAGAUAAUCAGCAGGCUUUGUUGUGGGCACUUUGACGUAGGACCUAUUUCCUUUCCACUAACCAAACCUGCCAAACGUGUCAACGUUCAGAGAGACUCACACAGUUGCAUAAGAGAUACGACAGGCCACAGUGCAUGCUAUUGUGCAUGUACUGUCUUGACACACAUAGAUACUUGACACUGGGAAACAUCAACAUACAUAUCACCCAGCAAUCAUCAUGGCAUAUCAUACAAAAAUAUAAAAGACAGUAAGAAAUUUAUCAUUUAAUUGAAGAGUUUUUAUAGUAUAUCUGUAGAUUUAGAUUUAAUAGCUUAUGUAGAAAAAGCACACCAUUUUGUUUUAGAGGGCUACUGACUAUUUAAAAAAAAAUAAUAAAAAGAAAACAUUGACGCAGACGGAUUUGCCCUUUCGUCAACAUGUAUAGCAAAUGACACUAUUUUCUUUAUGAUAUCAUUUAUCUUUAAACACAGGUAUAUCUCCAAGGUAGCAUUCUGAAUCACUUGAGUGGGCCUGCUCUCUCUACGGGCCCCUUCAUCCCACGGGCCCCAGAGCAAUCACACUGCUUUCACAGUCUAUAUUUAUGCCUCUUAGCACCACUGAGCUAGCUAACGUUACAGCUCAACUGAGGAGGACACCUUUAAUGCUUACAUCUCGCGCUGUAAGGAGUUUCUCGUCCAUGAGCAGAUGCACGCUUCCUUCUGCCCAGGGAGAUGGUCAGCUGUUUUCAAAUGUAUUUUUUGGGCGCUUUGAGCACCACAAGCAGUGUCAUCUAGUUCCAUUAUACUUGAGAGAAGGCAGACAUCUCUGCAGCUGAUAUCUCCAACACUCAACAACUCACACCAAAACAGUCUAAAUUGAUUGAUAGCACUACAGGCCAGAGGAAAAAUAUGCCUUUUUGAUUUUGGGGUGAACUGUCUCUUGAAGUGAAUUGCCAAACGUUUGCCCAUGACUACUUUACAAAUGCAAAAUUGUGUCUUCAUUUCAUGUCAUAAAAUCAAUACCUAAAAGCUUUUUUGGCUGUUGAUCAGACUAAUUAAGCAUCAUUUCCAGUUAAUAUAAUGAUUGGCCGUAGUUUCUUUGUAACUAUUGCCCUUUAUGGACUAAAAAUCACAGUAAAAAUACUUGACAUGAUGGACUCAUAAACCUCACUGGAUUAAGUAAAACAGACAGAAUGAUUUAUGCUAAACUGGUCAGCAAAGAUACCGUCUAAAUGAUUUCAUCAGCAUGGAGUCAAAAAAUGUUUUAAAAACUGCACUUGGAAGCAAUAUGUGAAAAAAAUGUGUGAACGGUCUUAAUUGUUAGUGUUUCAGUCGGAUGCAUCAUGCACCUCUGUUGUGACAGAAAUCUACUGUUAAACACUGCUGAUGUGUUUCCUGCUGUAUGUUGAUAUCGGCCAUGCAAUGGCUACAACACAACCUCAUUCACGAUAUAUUUCACUUGUGAAGCUGUGGAACGCAGUCGUGAUGUGCUACGAGUCUACUGUGAGUGGACACGUUCACUGCUGGCUGAUUGUUAAUGAAUAGUGCAAGACACUGACGUGCAUGGACU
Epinephelus fuscoguttatus (brown-marbled grouper) is the source of this 4549-nucleotide messenger RNA. It is a transcript of the gene p2rx5, whose product is annotated as purinergic receptor P2X, ligand-gated ion channel, 5. Gene Ontology annotation, cellular component: plasma membrane; nuclear inner membrane. Gene Ontology annotation, molecular function: extracellularly ATP-gated monoatomic cation channel activity; purinergic nucleotide receptor activity. Lineage: Eukaryota; Metazoa; Chordata; Actinopteri; Perciformes; Serranidae. The transcript is spliced from 12 exons. The record is from RefSeq and is a predicted model, not a curated record. Bases 61 to 1530 code for a protein of 489 amino acids. Gene Ontology annotation, biological process: response to ATP; monoatomic cation transmembrane transport.